Penicillium oxalicum is the source of this 1077-nucleotide messenger RNA. Its product is annotated as ATP11 family protein. The transcript has 2 exons. Gene Ontology annotation, cellular component: mitochondrion. The coding region runs from base 1 to 1077 and encodes 358 amino acids. The record is from RefSeq and is a predicted model, not a curated record. Gene Ontology annotation, biological process: mitochondrial proton-transporting ATP synthase complex assembly. NCBI's taxonomy places the organism in Eukaryota, Fungi, Ascomycota, Eurotiomycetes, Eurotiales, Aspergillaceae.
AUGGCUUCUCGACGCCUAUCAGGGUUGCAAUCCCUUUUCAGGGGUAGAAGUCAUCUUUUGCGAUCACAGCAGCGUCGCUGGGCUCAGGUUCACGACGUGCGUUUCCUGGCUUCUCACCAUGAUCCCAAUCACAUCAUCGACAAGUAUCGCAACAAGUUGGAUCAAAAAGCCAAGCAAUACAUCGCUCAUCGUGGAAAUAGAGAAGGACUUGAGUCUAUUGAAGCCUUGAAGGAAGCAUACAGCGAGAAGAUUCAGGAUCUUCGUCGUCAAGCAGCUACGGUGGCCACCCCAGAACCCGAUGCGCCGACUUCCAGUGUCAAGUCAGCAUCUACUCAAUUGAACACACCUCCAGCUUUCCAUCCACCACCUCCUCCAAACAAGCCAUCAGCGACCGAACAGGCUGCUCGGGAAGCCUCGGGCAGCGCGAGCCCUAUCAAGCCACUGAGCACAUACAUUGACGUGGAGAAGAUUCGUGAUUUGCCUCCGAAGGAGAUUGAAGCUCUGUGGCGUCUUCGAUUCGCAAACAGCUCUACCUCCAUCUGUGCUGCAAUUCCCCUCGACACAUAUUUGCGCAUUGCCGAAGCGGCCCGUCAAAACCCCCAGUUCAUUCUUCCUCUCCCCCGCCAGACCGCCGAGCAAGAUAUGCAGACUCCCGAUGGCGCCCCCGCACAGACUGCCGCUGAGAUUCAUUUCCUGCAGUGGGCAUUCCACCCACCUGCGGAGGACUUUGUCACCACCAACAAGAACACGGUCAACAAUCACACAUCGACCGUCAUUUUCACCAACCUCGGUGCCUUCAAGUUGCAUGGAUCCUUUGCGCAGCCGCACACCACGGUCACGCACCAUUUGGACCUGGCUGAUGACAAGGGGCUGGUCCUCAUGCAUGGUCAGGUGAUGCCGGAUCGGGGUGUUUCGACCACCGAGGCUACGUGGCUGGUCAGUUCCGUGCAGCGUUUCUACGACUUUGGCGGUCAGGCCAGCGGCCGCAAGGGAGAGCUGGUGCGAAUGUUCACGCGGGGUGAUGUGGAGAACUUUAAGGUGGAGGAGCUGAUGGAGGAGACGGAGAAGAUUCACUGA